GAAAUAUGGGUAGAGAGAGAGACCAUUUUUGGGCAUAUGCUGUGAAAGUAAAUGGUCAUUUCAAAUGUAAUUUUUGUGAACAAGAUUUUUCUGGAGGUGCAUCAAGGAUUAAAGCACACUUGGCCGGAGUUCCAGGUCAUGACAUUAAGGCAUGUAACGCUGUGCCUCAAGAAGUUCAAGUAAAAGCUCAAGCAAUAACUCAAAAAAAGAGAGAAGCUCAAGCAACUCAAGGGACCAACAAAAAAAUUAAAAGUGCAUCAAUCUCGGCUUCAAAAUUAAAAACUAAGGAUAAGGAAGGAUAUAUGGUGGAAAUUGUCCUCAAUGAUGUUGUGGAAAGACUAAUAGCCAAUGCGUUUUCACUAAUUGCCACUGAGAAUAUCGGUUUUGAGUCGAGUUUCAAGGUGGAGUUGAAAAAUCUUCUUGAAACAUUAUUCAAGGUUAAAUUCUUGUUAGAUGAUGCUCAAAAGAAGCAAUCAAGUGAUGAGUCUGUGAGGAUCUGGUUAAUGAAGCUUCGAGAUGUAGCUUAUGAUGCUGAUAAUGUGCUGGACUAUGAAAGUUUUUGGCAAGAGGUACAGACUCAAAAUCUAAUGGUGGAUCAGGUGCGUAGCUUUUCCUUUUUCAAUCUUGAUAAAGUUAAGACCAUCAGACAGUUAUUGGAUAAAAUUGUGCAUGAUGUAGCUGGCUUUGGUCUUAGAAUGGAGUUGGUGAAUUCAAUCCCCAAUAUUAGCUUGGACAUGAAUAUAGACCCCCUCCUCGAUGAUUCAGAAGUUGUAGGAAGAGAAUACGAUGUCACGAAAAUGGUAAACGUACUUAUUAGUUCAAGCAAUCAACAGGUUAUCUCUAUUCUCCCUAUAGUGGGUAUGGCAGGUCUUGGAAAGACAACUUUAGCAAGACUUGUGUAUAACAAUGAACUAAUAAAGAAACAUUUUGAUGUACUAGCAUGGGUAAAUGUUGGUAUACAUUUUGAUGUUGAGGGGAUUUUAAGAGAGAUUCUUAUAUCUCUUGAAGAAGACUUGAGUGAUUUAAAUUAUGAUAAAAUACUUCAAAUAUGUGCAGAAAAGUUGAGGGCAAUAAAAUAUCUUCUUAUACUUGAUGAUGUGCAGGAUGAAGAUCUUGAGAAAUGGGAUACUUUAAAGGGUUACUUGUCAAAAUUUAAUUCAAGUACAGGAAAUAAUAUUGUUGUUACAACCCGUAGUGACAAUGUGGCUAAAAUUAUGGAGACACAUCCCAAACAUCAAUUGGAAAAAUUAUCAAAAGAUGAUUGUUGGUCCAUAUUCAAGAAAAGAACAUUCACAAAUGGAAGAAUUCCAUUGACUUUAGAUUUGGAGGUUAUUGGCAGGGAAAUUGCUAAAAAAUGUGGGGGGGUUCCAUGGGUUGCAAGAGUUUUAGGGGGAACAAUGAGCUUUGAAUGUGAUAAAAACAACUGGCUAGAGAUUCAAAAUAAUGAAAUUUGGGAUUUGUUGGAUGAAGAUAAUAGUGACAUCUUUCCUAUGCUUAAGUUAUGCUUUGAUCAUCUUCCAACACCAUCUUUAAAACGAUGUUUCGCAUAUUGUGCAAUAUUCCCUAAAGAUUAUGACAUGAAAAAGGAUGAGGUAAUUCAGUAUUGGAUGGCUGAAGGGUUCCUUGAACUAGCUAAAGAAGUUAAUAUGGUGAUGGAAGAUAUUGGUGACAUGUAUUUCAAUAUUUUGUUGGCUACUUCCUUUUUCCAAAACGCUAGAAUAGAUGACUACGGUAAUAUUAUUAGUUGCAAAAUGCAUGAUUUGGUGCAUGAUUUUGCACUCUCAAUAUCAAAAUCUGAAUCUCUGAUCUUGGAGGGAGAUCCCGUGGAUAGUGUUAGUAGCAUACGACCUUUAUUUGUCCGAUUUGAUAGCAAAACAACACUAGGAACUUCAUUUAGUGGAGAUGGUUUCAUAAAAGUGCGAACAUUAAUGUUGGAAAAUUUCGACUUUGACAUUAUGUUAUCAAAGUUUAGAUGCUUACGUGUUUUAAAAUUAUCAAGCGAUGGGUUACCGGAUUCAAUUGAGCAAUUAAUACAUUUGAGGCUUCUUGACAUCUACCAAACUAGAAUUAAGGAACUACCAAAAUCUAUCACCAAACUCUACAAUUUGCAAACUUUAAGAAUUGAAAAAUGUAAUCGUUUCGGACUGUUCUCGUUUCCAGAAGAUCUGAGUAAUUUGAUUAAGUUAAGACAUAUUCAUAUUAAUGGGUUUCAGCCUUACCAUAAAACUCCUAAGAAUAUGAGGCGGUUGACUUGCCUUCAAACCUUGCCAAUUUUUUUUGUGGGUCCAGAUGAAGGUUAUCUUAUUAAAGAAUUGGGACCGUUAAAGAAUCUCAGAGGAGAAAUAAGAAUAAGGAAUUUAGAGAAUGUGACAGAUGAGGAAGAAGCCAAAAGUGCAAAAUUAAAUGAAAAGGGAAUAUUCAACUUGGAAUUAUCCUGGCGCUCGCGUUGGAGUAGAGCAAAAGAGGACAUGUAUGAUGAAGAUGAAAAGGUGUUGGAAGGCCUUCAGCCUCACCCAAAUUUGAAAAGCUUAACAAUCAGUGAGUAUCUUGGAAAGAAAUUCCCAUCAUGGGUUGUUGGUUUGUCUUCGCUAUAUCACAAUUUGAUUGAGAUCACUUUAUAUGCAUGCUUCAAUUGUGAAGAAGUUCCCACUCUGGGGCAAUUACCCUGUCUUAGGGUUCUUGAAAUGGGAGGAAUGGGGAAGGUAAGAUGUAUAGGAAGUGAGUUUUACUUUUACAGUGAUGGGAGUUACAGAAAUACUACUACUAAAUUAUUUCCGGCAUUGAGAAUACUCGAAUUGGGUUGGAUGGAAACCCUAGAAGAGUGGAAGGAUGCAAAGGGGUUGACAACCGCAGAUGAGGUGUUGUUUGUGUUUCCUUGCCUUCAGAAGUUGACCUUAAUUAGAUGUGAGGAACUGAGAUAUUUGCCAGACUCACUGCGCACCUGCGUUUCCCUUCAGAAGUUGGUAGUAAUGUCUUGUCCUAUGCUGAGGUCAUUGCCAGGUGUCCCUUCAGUUAUUCGACACUUGGAGAUUAUAGAGUGUGGUAUUGAUGAACUGCCCAGUGGGCUACAAUUAUGUACAUUUCUUCAAUAUUUGAAGAUUGAGGGCUGUCCGAAUCUGAAAUCAAUUCCAGAUUUAGGAGAAGUAUUUCAUUCUCUUAUUAAUUUAAAACUUAUCAACUCUCCUGAGCUGAGACUGAAGCUUCCGCUGCGCCGCCUAAAGACUUUGGUAAUCGGUGGGUUUAUUGAAGAGUUGGAUGCUUUCCCGAUUCUGCGUUAUCCUUCCAUUCGAUACUCGCAUGCGUCCCUCAAAAAGCUAAGAUUGCAUGGGAGGCCUACACUCAACUCUCUCCCGAACGAAAUUCAACUCUUCACUGCCCUUGAAGAGCUGCAGAUACAGAACUUUAACGGAAUGGAAGCUUUGCCUGAUUGGUUCGGCUAUCUUUCUUCUCUUCAAAAGCUGUGUCUUUACUACUGCAAAAAGCUGAUGUAUCUUCCCAUUCUACACCUCACCAAUUUAAAACAUCUGCACAUUGAUGAUUGCCGCAAUUUAGAGAAAAGAUGUGCAGAAGGGAGCGGCGCUGAGUGGUUCCAGAUUGCCCAUAUUCCAAACAUCCAAAUCAAUGGAAUAUACAUCCAAGGGAAGGAUUCUGAGGACUCUGACAACUUUCACGACUCUGACUACGAAGAAUUGUCAGACUCUGACUACGAAGAAUUUGACAAAUAUGACGACUCUGAAGAUGAUAGAGAUGAUUAG
Messenger RNA from Quercus lobata, 3755 nucleotides. RefSeq names its product disease resistance protein RGA2-like. Gene Ontology annotation, molecular function: DNA binding; ADP binding. NCBI's taxonomy places the organism in Eukaryota, Viridiplantae, Streptophyta, Magnoliopsida, Fagales, Fagaceae. Bases 6 to 3755 code for a protein of 1249 amino acids. The transcript is spliced from 3 exons. The record is from RefSeq and is a predicted model, not a curated record.